Suillus discolor is the source of this 831-nucleotide messenger RNA. RefSeq names its product HIT-like protein. NCBI's taxonomy places the organism in Eukaryota, Fungi, Basidiomycota, Agaricomycetes, Boletales, Suillaceae. Bases 26 to 463 code for a protein of 145 amino acids. Gene Ontology annotation, biological process: nucleotide metabolic process. Gene Ontology annotation, molecular function: catalytic activity. The record is from RefSeq and is a predicted model, not a curated record. The transcript is spliced from 7 exons.
GCUAUUUGCCUCAACUCAAACCACUAUGGCGGCAGCAGCACGGUCAUCAUUCAACUACACCACCUUAUCACGGCGCUAUUGUGUUCUAGGCGAGAUCCCAAGCUUCAAGCUCCUCGAGACAGAAACUUCUUACUCAUUCCUUGAUAUUGGCCCCCUCUCCAAGGGUCAUGCUCUGAUCAUCCCUAAAGACCACGCGGCAAAGCUUCACGAGCUCCCAGAUGAAUACCUUACGGACGUGCUGCCCAUCGCGAAGAAGAUCGCCGCUGCACAAGGGCUUGAAAACUACAACAUCCUCCAGAAUAACGGCCGCAUCGCACACCAGGUCGUCGACCACGUACACUUCCAUGUUAUUCCCAAACCUGAUGCGUCAGACGAGGAGGGGCUCGUUAUCGGAUGGCCCGCGAAGUCUGACGUCAUGGAAGAAGUCAAGAAGUAUCACCAGGAACUCCUUGGAAAGCUAUAAAGCGCAUCUGUGGCGCUCCCGAGUUGCUAAUAAACGACGACGAAGCUAGAAGGAAAGCUAAUAACUAAAUUCGCUGUGUUCCCGGAGUCUCCAUUGAUCUUAGAGCAUUUCUCGGGGUGUAAUAUAUAGUAAGAGUUACCCCAACUGUUGUCAAUGCCCUUUUUUCUUGUAGCCAACCGAAAGGGCGUCCUUGUACCGAUACAUGCCAAAAACCUGGAUGGACUGGAGUAUCUUUUUAUCAAGAAGAUUGUUGCCAUCCCCAAGAUGUUUCAACACAGUAGGGCGUGUAUGGUCUGUUGGCUAAUUGCGCGGGGAGCGACAUCGGAAUAACACCGAUCCGACCGAAAUCUCCUUCGCAACUGAGAGCA